Messenger RNA from Strongylocentrotus purpuratus (purple sea urchin), 2133 nucleotides. It is a transcript of the gene nosip, whose product is annotated as nitric oxide synthase-interacting protein. Gene Ontology annotation, molecular function: ubiquitin protein ligase activity. Gene Ontology annotation, cellular component: nucleus. Bases 76 to 969 code for a protein of 297 amino acids. The transcript has 8 exons. NCBI's taxonomy places the organism in Eukaryota, Metazoa, Echinodermata, Echinoidea, Camarodonta, Strongylocentrotidae. The record is from RefSeq and is a predicted model, not a curated record.
AAUGAACUCUCAUCCUGCUCAAGCUUUAUUAUUGUGCAUUUAAUAGUGGUAAAGAAACUGACAGAUUAAAACAAAAUGACUCGACAUCAGCGAAAUUGCACGGCAGGAACGGUUUACACAUAUCAUGAGCGACAAAAGGAUGCCGCUGAAUCGGGUUAUGGCACCAAUAAAGCUCGUCUCGGGAAAGAUUCAGAGAAAGAUUUUGAUUGUUGCUGUCUCACCUUACAGCCCUGCAACAACCCCGUCAUUACAGAAGAUGGUUACCUUUAUGAUAAGGAAGCCAUCUUGGAAUACAUCCUCCUUAAGAAGAAAGAAAUCAAGAAUCAGAUGAGCGAAUACGAGAAGCAAAUCAAGAAACAAGAGAAACGGGAGGAAGAUGGGAAGAAGUCACAGCAGCUGAAGAGAGUCCAGGACUUUGUUGAUUCAGAGAGUAGCCUCAUGAGCGGAGCCUCCACCUCAAAGCGAGCGAGGACAGACGAGGCCUCAACGUCAAACGGCACCAAGUCAAUUUCCAACAUGGAUGGAGGGAAGCAUAAGGUUCUACCAAGUUUCUGGAUUCCAGAACACACGCCAAAUGCUAAGCCAACACUGGUCAAGAAGCCUGACAAGACCGUCUACUGCCCUAUGACCAAUAAGCCUAUCACGCUGAAAUCACUCAUUCCUGUCAACUUCACUCUGGUUGAUGAAAAUGACAAGACGCCACUCGUGGCCAAGCGAGAGCGCUACAAGUGUGCAGUCACGCAUGACGUGCUCUCGAACUCAACGAUGUGUGCUGUACUUAAACCAAGUGGUAAGGUCGUGACGCUGGAAUGCAUCAAGAAACUGAUCAAGAAAGACAUGACAGAUCCUUUCACCGAAGUCAAACUAAAAGAAUCAGACAUCAUUGAAUUCAAGAGGGGAGGCACAGGGUAUGCCAGUACCGGAGCUAAAAAUGCAGAGAAGGCUAGACCUGUCAUGAUGGCAUCCUAGUCCAGAUAUUAGUCCAGGUCCUAGCCCACAUUCUCCUCUAUACCUUGGUCAAGCUCUUUGUUCAGCCCCCAAUCCAGAUCUGAGGCCUGACCAGCUUAUAACUCUAUACCUUUUAAUAAUAAAAUUAUGAUUUGUCUGUUAUUUCUUUUUAUGCCACUAUUGCGAAGUAGCCAGAGGCAUUAUGUUUUCGGGCUGUCUGUCCGUACCUCCGUACGUCUGUACGUCCCGUUCUCGUGAUCACGUUAUCUCAAGAACCAAUUGAUAGAUUCCUGACAAACUUGGGUCAUGAAUGUAUCUUGCAGAGACAAUGAACUGAUUAGAUUUGGGGGUCAUGAGGUCAAAUGUCAUGGGGCUCAUUAUGUAUACAAAAAUAGCUUGUCAACGCAUUCUCAUUAGAACUGACGGAUGGAUUACUAUCAAACUUAGGACAUAUAUGUAUCUUGCAAAGCUAAUGAACUGAUUAGAUUUUAGGGUCAUCAGGUCAAAGAUCAAAGGGUCAUACAUGUAUUUGAAAAAUAGCUUGUAAUCACGAUAUUCUGAGAACCUGCCAAUGGAUCACAAUCAAACUUAAAUUUGGAAAAGUGUUCUGUUUUGGUUUGUAAAAUCGCUCUAUGGGGAAGGCAUCAUUUUCGACUGCGCGCAGUUGUAUUUCCAUCUAGUUAUUUAUCCUUUUUUAUAGAGGUACAUGUAUACAAAAUUGGCAUCAAGUUAAGCUUUCGCCAGGGGCAAUAUAUUGUAUCAGAUAAUGAGUACGUUUCAAAGGUUACACACAGAACCUCUAAAUAAGCCAUCAAUUUCAUGUUUUGGCCAAUCUUACGUCUUUUUAAUAACUGUUUUAAUCAUUCAUAUUUUUUUUUAAAUCUUACGAUGGCUGCUUUUAAAGAAGUACUUGAUGCUAAAAUUCACAAUUCAUCUCUCUGUGCUAACUUACCCUUGGUUUUCUGCUGAGUCAGAGUUAUCCAUAAUGUCAAGUAGCUUGGGUCCAUAACAUGUAAUUGCUUCAAGCAAAUCAUUGAUCACACAAAACUCUACUAAGAAGAUGACAAGAAUGUUUAGUUUAAAAGCCAUUAAUUUUGAUAUAACAUUGUAAAUCAUGUACCCUGUAUAUAAUGUAUUUCACCUGUAAAUGAUUGUAGAUAUUAAAGAUUAAAAAAAGAAUCUGUA